UUAGUAGCUGGCAGUCGGCCGUCGCGACGCGCACCAUUCUGUAUGUUAAGGACGUCGAACAACAUCGAAUUCCUCUGAAACACGCAAACAACAAAUACGUUGUUAUUUUGUGAACUGCAGCCCUUGCAUUACAGACAAUACUUUACAUUUACAUCCUGUGCUUUGAAAACUUUUGUAUCUUACCCAAAGAAAUAUAAUAAUAAAUUGUUGGAAAUUUCAAUAACUAAAAGGAUCGGAAUUGGGAGGGUGGAAAAUGGCCUGAGAAUCUCGUUUGGAGGUGAGUUGACCCGGGAAUCCAAAAUAAGUGAGAUUCCCCCAGGGUUGGUGUCGGACAAAUAAGUUGUCCGAAAUUGUAUAGAAGAUGUUGGAGUCGCUCAACGAAAACCAAUAGGAUGAGCGUCUCGGUGACCGCAGAAGGCACCGAAGACGCCGCGACGGUCGCCGUCGUCGUCACCCCCUUCGAAGUCUUUAAUUCCGGUUCGCAAACUACCGCGAUUCCUCCCGACUUCAAUAACUCUAAUGCACUCAAUUCCUUCUACUUUUAUAAGACUGAACAAUUUACUGUGCUUUGGGUCCUUUUCGCAAUGAUCGUCCUUGGAAAUUCAGCAGUAUUGGUAACGCUACUAGUAAAUAAGAGCAGAAAAUCCCGAAUGAAUUUCUUCAUCAAACAACUAGCUAUUGCUGAUUUGGCUGUCGGUUUGAUAAACGUCUCAACAGAUAUAGUGUGGAGGAUUACGGUCGCCUGGCACGCGGGGAACAUCCUCUGCAAGCUGAUUCGGUUCUUGCAGGCCGUGGUUACGUAUUCCUCUACGUACGUCUUGGUAGCCCUUUCGAUCGACAGAUACGAUGCCAUCACACAUCCGAUGAACUUCUCCGGUAGUUGGAAACGAGCUAAAGUUCUAGUGGUGAUUGCCUGGGCGUUAAGUUUCAUCUUCUCGUUGCCGACGGUGUUUCUGUUCGAGGAGAAGCCCAUCGAAGGUCUGCCUCAAUGCUGGAUAGAUUUAGAGCCUUGGCAGUGGCAAGUCUACAUGACCAUAGUCUCGCUAAUCCUGUUCGUCUUUCCCGCGCUCAUCAUCAGUGCGUGUUACGCAGUCAUCGUCUGGACGAUUUGGUCAAAGAGUAAACUUCUUAUUCCCGUCGGACAUGUACCGAUCAGACACGGUGAGGAACGUAGGGAGCGUCCGCCGAGAUUCCAAGAUGAGCACGAUUGCAGACGUGCCAGUUCCCGUGGGAUAAUCCCGAGGGCGAAAAUAAAGACGGUGAAGAUGACGUUUGUCAUAGUUUUUGUUUUCGUAAUAUGUUGGAGUCCAUACAUAGUAUUCGAUUUGCUGCAAGUGUACGGUUACAUUCCAGAAACCCAAACCAACAUAGCCAUCGCCACAUUCAUACAGAGUUUAGCCCCGUUGAAUUCCGCCGCGAAUCCAGUCAUCUACUGUCUCUUCUCCACACAUCUCUGCCGGAAUUUAAGAUGUGGAGGAUUAUUAAAAAACGUAAAAAUCGAUCCGUGCAGAAAGUUGCCACCGUUCACAUGGAUGUCCGGAUGUCUUUCAAUGUGCUUUCCCGGAUUCCAAGGGCACUGUUUGGGAAGUGGGGAUUCCAAUGCCGGCACCGUGACCACAUCUUUGACUCACUCAACCAGAAGAUCGGCCUCUGCAGCUUCACUGAGGCACACCAUCCGCCUCCAACCGGCUCUCACUAAUAGUCACAAAGUCGCCAUUUCCGUCGUCUAGUCAUUUCUAAGUAAUUCCUUAGGUACAGUCAGUCACUUAGUCUCCCUCCCCCCGAGCCCUCAAAAUACUCUCAUGUAUUUUAUAUUUAUUGUAAAACUUCCAAUGUAUUAAUGUAUAUAGGACUUCAUGUGGAUAUUUUCCCUUGUAAAUACGUAUUUAUUAUUUAUUUAAAAGAUGUAUAUAUAUUAUAUUUCAUGGAUAUGUGGAAUUUAUUGACAGAGCGCCGCAUUCUUGUUUAUUUAUAUUAAUGGAAAAUUUAGAUUAUACAAAAAAAA
This is a messenger RNA of Nicrophorus vespilloides, 2005 nucleotides long. It is a transcript of the gene Ccapr2, whose product is annotated as cardioacceleratory peptide receptor-like. Bases 393 to 1730 code for a protein of 445 amino acids. Gene Ontology annotation, biological process: G protein-coupled receptor signaling pathway. Gene Ontology annotation, molecular function: vasopressin receptor activity. NCBI's taxonomy places the organism in Eukaryota, Metazoa, Arthropoda, Insecta, Coleoptera, Silphidae. Gene Ontology annotation, cellular component: membrane. The record is from RefSeq and is a predicted model, not a curated record. The transcript is spliced from 9 exons.